Messenger RNA from Drosophila willistoni, 3137 nucleotides. RefSeq lists its product as uncharacterized. Bases 311 to 3034 code for a protein of 907 amino acids. The record is from RefSeq and is a predicted model, not a curated record. NCBI's taxonomy places the organism in Eukaryota, Metazoa, Arthropoda, Insecta, Diptera, Drosophilidae. The transcript has 4 exons. Gene Ontology annotation, molecular function: calcium ion binding; enzyme regulator activity.
GCAAAACGUGUCGUGUGCCAUUUCGUAGACGUUUUCGUGAAGUGUUGGUGCAAGUAACAAGCGGAUCUAUCAACGCGUGGCGUAAAAAAAAGCAUCAAAAGCGACCACUGAGAAAUUCGUAAAAAUAGCGCAACUUUUUUUUGGCAAAGUUCCGGAAUUUCAGUCAACUGGAAGAGCACGUGGCGAGCAGUCAAAAACGUUCUUUCAAAUUGUGCUUGAGCACUACUCUGACAUUUUAAAGCUAUCUAUAUAUGGAAUGGUUUAGUUCAACAAAACGUAACCAAAUCUAAAAAACAUACAAGGACUAGCCAUGGAUGACAGCGAAAACACCAUACCAGAUCUGGGACCCAUGACAGAUCUAAAGACAGCAAUCGAAAGAGGAACUGUUACCUUAUUGACAGCAGAUGAAAGACAAUAUAAUUUAUCGUCACCUGAAGGUGAGGUGGUGCUCAUGGCGACAGACGACUCAUCUUUGGCGCCUUCAGAUACGCCUCCGCCCUUGAUACCACUGUCAGAAACAUCGUCCAAGAAGAUUUUCUACCUAAAAUCAUUUGACGAACAGUUUUCUGAUCUACAGCCACAGCGAAUUAAAUCGAUAUGUUCAGAGGCGAAGCACCAAGGAGCAAUCCCAAAAUCUUCGUCAGUAGGAAGCAGUCCUGGAAAGGGGGUAACAAAAUUUUCAGUGCCAAAUGUAAUGGAAACAGAACAGCCCGUUGCAUUGUCAACGGCUUUGGAUUCCCCAAUAAGUGAGCCAGAAUUGGGACCAAUUCCCAAGAAACGCAUUCCAUUUAAGCCUAUAAUAUGGCAGCAUUUUGCUACAAUUGAACCAGAGCCGGAAGAUCUUAAUGUAAUUGAGACAGAACAUUCCGUUGCAAUGUCAACGACGUUGCCUUCCCCAAUAAGUGAGCCAGAAUUGGGAUCAAUUCCCAAGAAACGCAUUCCAAUUAAACCUUCAAUAUGGCGGUCGUUGGAUACAAAAGAAACUGAGCCGGUAGAAACUCUUUCAACGAUGCCAUCAACAUCCACUGCAAAACAAGGCCAUCUAACCGAGAAGCGCAAUUCAUAUAAUAUGGAAAAUUGGAUGCUAAAGUCUCCCACAGUUGCAUCUCGGUUUGUAGAAGCAACUAUACCAAAGCUUACAUCAAGAGUGGCAACGCCAUUGGCAGCUAGUGUGGGAAAGGAGUAUCCCCGUUUGAUCCAUUUUGCAACAACUGGAGCUGAGCCUCCUACAACUACCUUUUUUAAGGCACGUCCAAAGGCAUCCUCAACUGGAGCUGACCCUUCAGCUACAACUAGUUCGAAGGCACGUCCAAAGGCAUCCUCAACUGGAGCUGACCCUCAAUCUACAACUAGUUUGAAGGCACGUCCAAAGGCAUCCUCAACUGGAGCUGAUCCUCAAUCUACAACUAGAUUGAAGGCACGUCCAAAGGCAUCCUCAACUGGAGCUGAUCCUCAAUCUACAACUAGUUUGAAGGCACGUCCAAAGUCAUCCUCAACUGGAGCUGACCCUCAAUCUACAACUAGUUUGAAGGCACGUCCAAAGGCAUCCUCAACUGGAGCUGACCCUCCAGCUACAACUAGUUUGACGGCACGUCCAAUGUCCGAAAAGAGCAUUCAGUCUAAGUUCAAAAUUACAACGGCUUCUAAAAAGUCCCCGAUUACAUCUUCGAGUGAAGGAGAGAAGGAGAUCCUACAGGUGCCCUCAGAAAGGGCCACUCAGCGAAAAUCCAGAAAACAGAAGUUCCCUGUGCGCCCAGAAGGGGCUCUGGAAUCUCCAAUUAAACUGAUGACACUUGAUCCUAUACCAUCGACGGCCUUGUCAGCAAGAGCUGGUGCAAAGCGCCAAUUACCAUAUGAUGCGACAUUCGAGAAGCAAUCCAAAACUACAAAGGCUUUAGUGUCAAAGGCUAAUACAGACGAUUUGAAGCCAAACGAUGACUCCAUCACUCCAUCGAUGGCAUUACAAUCAUAUCCACUAUCAACAGCUAGUGAUUCCAAGUGCCAACUAUCAACUGGAUCGUCUUCCGAGAAACGCACCAAAAUUAAGCAAAAAAAAAAGAAGAGGAGUUCUGCGCCAACUGCAACAGUAACUGGGCCGCCAGUUAGCUCACCAUCAAAACCAAAAACCAAUCUUGGAAAGGGUCAAGCAGAAUCGACAUCUUCUUCGAAAAAACGCAGCCAGCCAAAGUCAAAAAAUCGGAAAGUGCCAAAAGCAACGGCAAGCAAGGCUCAAUUGCCAAUAGUUUCAAGUUCGUCAACGACUUCGUUUGCAUUGUCAACAACAACUACUUAUACUUCAUACAGACUACUGCGAUGCACCUGUAUUGGGGGUAUGCCAGGAGAACCGAUGGAUAUCCAACCAUUCCUACAGGCGUUGACUUUGCCGAUAGCUCCAAUAGUGGAACUGCCAAUGGCUCCAAUAGUGGAACUUCCAAUAGAUCCAGUAGUCGAACUGCCAAUGGCUCCAAUAGUGGAGCAUCCAAUGGAUCCAAUAGUCGAACUGCCAAUGGCUCCAAUAGUGGAACUGCCAAUAGAUCCAAUAGUGGAACUUCCAAUGCAUCCAAUAGUGGAACUGCCAAUGGCUCUGCCCCCAACAACUUGUGUUGCAAAUACUGAAUCAACAAUUGCACCAAUUUCUGAGGAGUAUACUCUAUACCAGCCAUUCGAAUGGCAUAUGACAACAGCAUCGACCCUUGUAUCGUCAACGGGUCCUUGGGAUAUGGCCAUGCCCUUGGAGACAGAGCCGCCUCUUCAAUUAAUGUCACCUUUGCCAGAUACUUCUCCUGAGUUAGAGUGGGAGUUACUACAGGCUUCAUCAACAAGUGAUCCUUCUCCUCCGAUUGAGGAACCAUUGACACAUAACAAUGAAAAUCCCACACAGGCAAAUGAAUCGAUGCAAAGCUUCCUUCUAAUGGAUGCCAUGUUCUCUUCAACUACGUCCAGUCAAUAUAUUUUCCAGGAAAUAAGCAACAGUGCCAUCACUUUGGAGAACUUUGGUCAGGACGUUUUGGACCAAAUUUCUGACAUCCUUUAACGAUGCUAGCAGCAUAACUACCCAGCAUAUCCUUUAAUCUAUAUCAUCCCAUUAAAGUUUAAGUCAUUUAGUCGUACAUAUGAAUACCAAACUGUAUAAUCAA